AUGGUGAGGCUUGUGCUGCCCAAUCCUGGCCUGGAGGACCGGAUUCCAUCUCUGGAUGAACUAGAGGUCAUUGAAAAGGAAGAGGCCGACUCCCGGCCCAAAUGGGACAACAAGGCCCAGUACAUGCUCACCUGUGUGGGUUUCUGCGUGGGGCUGGGCAACGUGUGGCGCUUUCCCUAUCUAUGCCAGAGCCAUGGAGGAGGAGCCUUCAUGAUCCCGUUUCUCAUCCUUCUGGUCCUGGAGGGGAUUCCCUUGCUGCACCUGGAGUUUGCCAUUGGCCAGCGGCUACGCAAGGGCAGUGUGGGCGUGUGGAGCUCCAUCCACCCAGCUCUGAAGGGCGUAGGCAUUGCCUCCAUGUUCACAUCCUUCAUGGUGGGCCUGUACUACAACACCAUUAUCGCCUGGGUCAUGUGGUAUUUCUUCAACUCCUUUCAAGAGCCUCUACCAUGGAGUGAGUGUCCACUCAACGACAACCGGACAGGCUAUGUGGAAGAGUGUGCCAAGAGUUCUCCUGUGGACUACUUCUGGUACCGAGAGACUCUCAACAUCUCCACUUCCAUCAGUGAUUCAGGCUCCAUCCAGUGGUGGAUCCUGCUCUGCCUGACAUGUGCCUGGAGUGUGCUGUACGUGUGUAUUAUUCGUGGCAUCGAGACCACUGGAAAGGCUGUGUACAUCACCUCCACUCUGCCCUACAUUGUGCUGACCAUCUUUCUCAUCCGUGGCUUGACUCUGAAGGGUGCCACCAAUGGCAUUGUCUUCCUCUUCACACCCAAUAUUACAGAGCUGGCCAACCCGAACACGUGGCUGGAUGCAGGUGCCCAGGUCUUCUACUCCUUCUCACUGGCCUUUGGAGGCCUCAUCUCCUUCUCCAGCUACAAUCCUGUGCACAAUAACUGUGAGAGGGACUCUGUGAUCGUGUCCAUCAUCAAUGGCUUCACAUCUGUGUAUGCAGCCACCGUGGUCUAUUCCAUCAUUGGCUUCCGAGCCACUGAGCGCUUUGACGACUGUGUCAACACGAACAUCCUGACUCUCAUCAAUGCGUUUGACCUGCCCGAGGGCAAUGUGACGGCCGAGAACUUCGAGGCCUUUCAACAAUGGUGCAACGCCACCAAUCCUGAGGCUUACGCACAGCUGAAGUUCCAGACCUGUAACAUGAACUCCUUCCUUUCGGAGGGUGUGGAGGGCACAGGCCUGGCCUUCAUUGUCUUCACGGAAGCCAUCACGAAGAUGCCCGUGUCCCCGCUCUGGUCAGUGCUCUUCUUUAUCAUGCUCUUCUGCCUGGGCCUCUCGUCCAUGUUUGGGAACAUGGAGGGUGUGACUGUACCCCUUCAGGACCUCAAUCUCAUGCCUAAAAAGUGGCCCAAAGAACUGAUGACAGGCCUCAUCUGCUUGGGGACGUAUCUCAUCGCCUUCAUUUUCACACUGAAUUCGGGACAGUACUGGCUCUCCCUCCUGGACAGCUAUGCUGGCUCCAUCCCUCUGUUAAUCAUCGCUUUUUGUGAGAUGUUUGCUGUCGUCUACCUGUAUGGAGUGGACAGGUUCAACAAGGACAUCGAGUUCAUGAUCGGCCACAAGCCCAACAUUUUCUGGCAAGUGACAUGGCGAGUGGUCAGCCCACUGAUCAUGCUGGUCAUCUUCCUCUUCUUUUUUGUAGUUGAGGUCAACAAAAAGCUCAUGUAUAGCAUCUGGGACCCUGACUAUGAGGAGUUUCCAAAACUGCAGAAGGUCCUAUAUCCCAACUGGGUGUAUGCGGUGGUGGUCAUCGUGGCCGGGGUGCCCAGCCUCACCAUCCCCUGCUUUGCCAUCUACAAGCUCAUCAGAAACCGUUGCCAGAAGUCUGGGGACCAACACGGGCUGGUCAAUACGCUGUCCACAGCCUCUGUGAAUGGGGACCUGAAGUACUGAGUGGGCUUAG
Messenger RNA from Peromyscus eremicus (cactus mouse), 1915 nucleotides. It is a transcript of the gene Slc6a19, whose product is annotated as solute carrier family 6 member 19. Gene Ontology annotation, cellular component: plasma membrane. The transcript is spliced from 12 exons. The coding region runs from base 1 to 1905 and encodes 634 amino acids. The record is from RefSeq and is a predicted model, not a curated record. NCBI's taxonomy places the organism in Eukaryota, Metazoa, Chordata, Mammalia, Rodentia, Cricetidae. Gene Ontology annotation, biological process: sodium ion transmembrane transport.